CCGCAGCCCAGUUACCCGUCCAAGCCUGUGCCGCAGCCCAGUUACCCGUCCAAGCCUGUGCCGCAGCCCAGUUACCCGUCCAAGCCUGUGCCGCAGCCCAGUUACCCGUCCAAGCCUGUGCCGCAGCCCAGUUACCCGUCCAAGCCUGUGCCGCAGCCCAGUUACCCGUCCAAGCCUGUGCCGCAGCCCAGUUACCCGUCCAAGCCUGUGCCGCAGCCCAGUUACCCGUCCAAGCCUNGUGCCGCAGCCCAGUUACCCGUCCAAGCCCGUGCCGCAGCCCAGUUACCCGUCCAAGCCCGUGCCGCAGCCCAGUUACCCGUCCAAGCCCCAGCCGCAGCCCAG
Molecule: messenger RNA, 342 nt
Organism: Plectropomus leopardus (leopard coralgrouper)
Lineage: Eukaryota; Metazoa; Chordata; Actinopteri; Perciformes; Serranidae
Source: RefSeq, a predicted model, not a curated record